UUUCAUUGAGUCAGUGCAAACUUUUAGCUUCUCGAGGAAUCAUCGCGUCCAUAUUUUAUACUCAUACCAUAUCUCACGUCAAAAAGAUACUUAAAUACUUGUAUUUUGUUUAACUUUAUUUAUUUUUCUUACUGUAAGCGACAACCGCGGUGCCUUACGCGAAAUCGGAAGUUUUUAUUGUGAUACAAAAAUAUUUUAGAAUAGUGAAAUAUUGUCUCAAGUUCUUGUUUAUUAAUGAAAUAAACUUUGUCGGUAUUUUUUGUUGUGAUUUUUUGAGAUAACCCACCAUAAGAUGUGUUCCUAAAAUAGUUUCUGAUUGUUCAGAGUUUUUGUUCUGGAAAAAGAAAACAAACGACGAAAAAUCCUUUACUACAGGAAAGUGCUAAGUGCUUUCGGUUUAUUUUUGUGGCUGGUCUAAAGGAUUUAUUUUUCUGUUGAUAAUGGCUGGAGAGGAUCAGGAUCUUUUGGAAAAUACUGUCAAAGUCAAAUUACUAACAAUUCAAAAUGGACAGAAGCCGGAAAAAGGAGUGAUACCUUUUUCAGAAGCCUUAGAAAAAACAAAGUUUGGAAAAUUCAAUUAUUUCCUGAUAAUCAUUGCUGGUUUAGUCCUGGCCAAUGUUCUUCUCGAAACAGCAUCAAUUGGAUUUAUCCUGCCCAUUUCACAAUGUGAUCUUAAAUUAACAAACCAAGAUAAAGGAAUUCUAAGUGCUAUCGGAUUUGCUGGAAUUAUCUUAAGUUCACAUCUAUGGGGUUUCUUGGCCGAUACCAAGGGUAGGAGAAAGGUUAUCCUGCCAACUUUAUUAAUGGCUUUUGUAUUCACUGUGCUCUCAUCCUUCUCGCAUACAUUUUGGGUUUUGGUGCUUUUGAGGCUUGUCAAUGGAUUCUUUGUUUCCGGAGGAUCAGCAACUAUAUACGCGUAUUUGGGAGAGUUCCAUACUGAUCGUUCCAGAGCCCGUGCCAUGAUGGGAUCUUCGUUUAUAUUUGCUCUUGGCGCAAUGAUUCUCCCCCUGAUUGCAUGGCUUAUAAUCAACCAAAGCUGGACAUUGCCAAUAUCAUUUCUGGGAAUAACCUACAAGCCAUGGCGUUUUUUCAUGAUCGUUUGUGGUAUACCUGGAUUUUUGUGUGGAUUAUUUUUAAUUUUCUUGCCAGAGAGUCCAAAGUUUUUGCUAUCUGUGGGUAAAGACAAGGAAGCAAUUGAUGUUUUGAAGAGAAUGUACCGAUGGAAUGUGGGAGAUGAUACGGAAUUUGAGCUAAAUGGACUUAUUCCAGAAAAAGACACAACCAUACGUAAAGAUGAAGCAACUGAUAAACAAUCAAAUAUUGUAACUGCUUUUUUGAAAACAAUGUGGGCUCAAACAGUGCCUCUAUUUGAAAAAAAAUACUGCCGUAUAACUGUGAUAAUUUGUACUAUUCAAUUUUGGAUGUACGUGACUACAAAUGGAAUGUAUAUGUGGUUUCCGCACAUAGCAAACAGUAUGGUUGAGUUUAUGAAAGAACAUCCUGGCAAUAGGACUCUUAUCUGUGAAGUUGUCUAUGCCAAACAUGCUUCAAUUUAUAAAGAAGAUGGGACUAUUAAUUGCCAAAGCAGCCUGGAGGAUAACACCUUUAUGUAUUCGUUGGUUAUGGAGAUUCUCUAUGCCACAGGAUUUGCUGUGAUUGGAGUGAUAAUCAACAAAGUUGGAAAGAUUCCUAUUCUUUUUGUUGUGUUGGUGUUCUUUGCAUCGUGUGGAAUUGCAUCAAUUCAUGUGGAUAAUCCUUCCAUUUCAGUUUAUCUUUAUGUGCUAUUGUUUUUAGCAGGAGUUGGAAUAAAUGUGUUGGGUGCUGCCACCGUUGAACUGUAUCCAACUCAUUUGAGAUCCAUGGCAAUUUGUAUUUCAUUGAUGUUUGGUCGUCUAGGAAGUGUUGUGGGGGCAAAUAUCGUAGGUCUUUUGCUUGCUAAAAAUUGCGAAUCAACAUUUUAUAUAUCUACAACGGCUCUGAUACUUUGUGGUUUCUUGGCAUUCCUAAUACCAAAAGAGCAAAAACAAAAAGGAGAUGAAGAAGCUGGUCUUGAAGAUUAAGGCCAUUAUAGACUGAUUUAAGAAUAAGCUAAAAAAUAAUUUUAAGUAUUUUAGUAAAUAAAAACAAUUUACAAAAAAAA
Eupeodes corollae is the source of this 2140-nucleotide messenger RNA. Its product is annotated as synaptic vesicle glycoprotein 2B-like. Gene Ontology annotation, cellular component: membrane. Bases 441 to 2060 code for a protein of 539 amino acids. Lineage: Eukaryota; Metazoa; Arthropoda; Insecta; Diptera; Syrphidae. Gene Ontology annotation, biological process: transmembrane transport. The transcript is spliced from 8 exons. Gene Ontology annotation, molecular function: transmembrane transporter activity. The record is from RefSeq and is a predicted model, not a curated record.